Molecule: messenger RNA, 1781 nt
Organism: Monopterus albus (swamp eel)
Lineage: Eukaryota; Metazoa; Chordata; Actinopteri; Synbranchiformes; Synbranchidae
Product: tubulin-specific chaperone cofactor E-like protein
Exons: 9
Coding region: 254-1570 (438 amino acids)
Molecular function (GO): protein binding
Source: RefSeq, a predicted model, not a curated record
AACAAUCUCAACCACAUGUAACCACCGUUCAGUAAUGAAAAGUACAGAAUGGUUAAAUGUGGCGUCAGGUUGGGAGGUCAUGGUAUUGACUCGACCAAGCAACCACCGAAAACUGUUUACCUUUGCCGAUCUAUGCAGGGGAGGAGGCAUGUGAUCGGAUGUGUUGCUGAAAACAGGCUUUCCUUGGGUCUCUGCUGAAAGCCCCUAAAACGUUACUAAGAGCUGCCAUUGAUGUCAUAUUAGGGCUGGAACUAUGGAGUCAUCCUCUGAUGAAGAGGAGGUGCGGACUUUCACCAAAGUCCUCAGUGAAAAGUACAACCCAGAGAAUUUCCCAUAUGGCCAAGGCAUAGGAGUUGUUGUUCUGCCCAGCGCUCCCGGAUCUCCUGUUAAAGAUCGCCUCUUCUUGCCCAGUGUAUUAGUUCUGAGUGAUCGUGGAAUCAGUAAAGCCGGGGAGAAGUUAGACAUUGCAGCUUUCUGUGCCCAUGUGGUAGAACUGGACCUGUCCUGCAAUCAACUUAACGACUGGGGAGAGAUCAGUACUAUUGUUUCCACCAUCCCAAAUCUGGACUUCCUCAAUCUGAGCAUGAACCCUCUGAGUGGCGUGGCACUAGAGCCCAGUACGGCUGAGGUCUUUUCCAGGAUCAGACGACUUGUCCUCAUAAACACACGCGUCAGCUGGGACACGGUGCACACGCUCCUACAACAUACCCCAGAGCUGGAGGAGCUUUUCCUGUGCCUAAAUGGCUAUAACACUGUGUCGGAAUCCCAGACGUGCUGUUCGUCUCUACGCCUGUUGCAGAUUACAGACAACCAGCUGCGGGAUUGGGCAGAAGUGAGAAAGUUUGGGCUGAUGUUCCCCAGUCUGAGUGUGCUGGUGCUGGCCAAUAAUGGUUUGGAUUCUGUGGGAGACACUCGGGAAAACCUGCAGCACCUCUUCCCCAACCUGCACAGCAUCAACCUCAACAACUCAGGGCUUAGUAAAUGGGAGGACAUUGAAAGGCUGAAUUUCUUCCCUAAGCUGGAGGAAGUCAAAGCAAAGGGAAUUCCUUUAUUGCAGCCUUAUUCCACCCAGGAGAGACGUAGCCUCCUUUUAGCACGCCUGCCAUCAGUAGUGGUGUUGAAUGGGAGUGCAGUGUCUAAUGGGGAGAGAGAGGAUGCAGAGAGGUUCUUCGUAAGGUAUUACCAGGAAGGCACGGAACGGGAGCUUUCUGAGAGGUACCACAUCCUUGUAUCCAAGUACGGUCACCUGGCUCCGCUGGCAGAGGUGGACCUCACUCCCCGAUGUACCAUGGUGGAUGUUCGCUGGGGCGAGAGGGUGGAGGCCAUCAGCCUCAGUUUGGAGCAGACCGUGGGUGAACUGAAGAAACAACUUAGGGACCUGCUGCAGCUGCCCUCUAAUGGGAUCAGGCUCUUCUACAUCGACCGGGAGAUGGGUUCAGUCUUUGGGCCUGAGGAGUUGAAGUGCGGCUUCCGGGCCCUUCACUCUUACAGCAUCCGAGAUGGGGGCGAGAUUCUAGUAGUGCCCAAAGACAAAAGCUGCAGCAGCUCCUCUUUGAGUCAGGAGGCAUAAAUAAUGAGCACUUACUGGAUACUAAGCUUUGACUUGAGCCUUAUUGGAUUUAAAAAAAUAUAUGAAUUUAAAGAUGUUUGCUGUCCAUCGUGCUGAACACAUUUAUACAAUAGUAGAUUUGCACAUUGAGGGCGGCUGUGACUCAGGAGGUAGAGUGGGUCGUUUCCUAACUGGAGGAUUAGCAGUUCGAUUCCCGGCUUGUCCAGUCAAC